GCUACGUUGCUUCCUCCGAGCGGGGCCUAUACGCGCGGCUCCGCGCACUGUACCCGGUAAACAGGGACAUUUAAAUAGUUUAAAACAAUUAAGGUAAAUAGUCGCAGUUCUCACGCAUACUCGUUGUUGUUGUUGAUAUCGUCUCGGUCGGUGGCUCGCAUCCGUUGCGCUUCAAAGAAGUCACGGGAUGUGGUUAGCAGCACACAGAGGCACCGCCUCUGCCAGUGUUAAACGUCUAAGACUUUAAAGUAUUUGAGGCGAAUUAAUACGAUUUAGAAAUUGGGUGUCGCGACAAAAUAAAUGAUCUCGUUGGUUUCUUCAGUGUACAUUUCUCAUUUAAGUGGCACCUUAAUAGCAGCGUCGCUAUGUUGUAAUGUUAAAUAAUGUUUGACAAUUGUCACCAUAACUCGCGUUUUCCCAUAUUAAUAAAUUGUUCACAUUUUUGUUAGUGCUGUGUCCCCACAAGAUGAUUGAUAAACGUAGUGAAGUAGUUUGACAGCGUAUCCGUGUUGCAUUAGAAUCCAUAUACGUACUGAAUUACAUAAAUACACGUACGCACAUGUAUUAGAAUAUAUUUACAUAUACCUAAAUGGUGCAUAUAUUUGUGUGUGUGUAUAUACUGCACAUGUACGAAGUGAGGUCCAAUUGAGAUGGUCUAUUGCAGAGGAGACCUCAAAUAUUAAGUGGUUCACUGAGAGCGAUCGUCGCUGAAACGUAAACCAGGAGCGUAACAAACGUGAGAAAGCACAACUAUUUUAGAAUAUAUUACAAUAUUUACAAGCAUAAUACAUAUUUACGAUUCUCGACAUCUUAAUACGAAGCGACCAUGGAAGAAAAAUACAGCAGUAACGUGAUUUCCAGCGGCAAGCUGGGGUCGAUUGGGAGCAACCACAAUUCUGGGGUGGCAAGGUACAUCGUGUUGUUGGCCAUUGCGAAGUUGUUGAAAUGUAUUGGCCUCUUCGAAGCCUACGACCUGCUGAGGGUGGUCAACAUUGUCCAGUUUGUGUUCUUGGUCAAGUUCGGGUCUGCAGCUUUUUUGCUGUUCUUCCAAAAGCCGUUCUCUUCUGGCAAAAGGAUCACUCGGAGACAGUGGGUGAAGAUUGUCCGAAACGCAUUCUUUGGUUGUGUCGUGUCGCUGCUGUGGUUUUACGGCCUUGCACUUUGUGGACCCUUGAGGACCAUUUUGCUGUUUGAACACAGUGACCUCCUGGUGCUAUCGCUGCUCACCACUCUCUUCACAAGCUCCACCGGGAGCCCUGCUAAGACCAGAGGAUCUGUAUUAUUCAUCAUCGGCGUCAUCUGCCUGUUAUUGUUCGACAACGAUGACCUCAUGGCUAAAAUUGCAGAGCAUCCUGAAGACCAUCACGACAGUGCCUUGACCCAUGCGCUGCAUACUGCCAUUUCUCUUCUGGGUCUGGCAGAUCACAAGGGUGGGGUGCUGCUGCUGGUGCUGACGCUGCUGCUCAAGGUCGGCUACCACGUGGCCUCGCGCAAGCUCUCGAUAGAGGUGGGGGGCAGCAAGCGCCUCAACGCCCUCUCCACGUUGGUGUCGGCCGGCCUGCUGCUGCCCUGGGCGCUCGUGCUGUCAUCCACCACGGAGAACAAGGUCGGCUCGUGGAGCCAGCUGCUGUGGCCACUGCUGGUGGUGGUGUUCACCGUGUGCGUGCUGGACUACUACGCGGACGCGGUGUGCGUCGCCAAGUUGGAGAACGCGCGCUGCACCCGUCUCAGCGCCGUCUUCCUGGUGCCGUGCGCGCUGGCACUCGCAUGGCUCUGGGGGCACCCGCUCGCCGACACGCUGCGGCCCUUUGAGCGGCCCGCAGGCCCUGGCGACACGGAGCACGUACUGUCUGGAGGCGUGGCCGUCAGCGCCACCUUCUUCCUCAUAGCCACCGCCAUCCUGUCGUCGCCGAGCAAGCGGGGGCAGAAGGGCAGCUUCGUGGGCUACUCCCCCGAGGGCACGCCGCUCUACAACUUCAUGGGGGAUGCCCUGCAGCACACGUCGCACUCCCUGCCACGCUUCAUCAAGGACUGCCUCAAGCAGAUCCUGGAGGAGUACGACUCUCGCCAGAUCUUCUACUUCCUCUGCCUCAAUCUGAUGUUCACCUUUGUAGAGCUGUUUUACGGAGUGUGGACCAACAGCCUGGGCCUCAUAUCGGACGGCUUCCACAUGCUGUUUGACUGCUCGGCACUUGUGCUGGGCCUCUUCGCAGCCCUCAUGACACGCUGGAAGCCCACUCGCAUCUUCUCUUAUGGCUAUGGACGAGUGGAGAUCCUGUCGGGGUUCGUGAACGGCCUCUUCCUCAUGGUCAUCGCCUUCUUCGUGUUUCUGGAGUCGAUCGGGCGCCUCGUCGACCCCCCGCACAUCAACACAGACAUGCUCACCCCCGUCUCGGUGGCUGGGCUCCUGGUCAACCUGGUGGGCAUCUGCGCCUUCAGCCACGCGCACAGCCACGCCCACGGCCGCGCCGGAGGCUGCUCGGGCCACCAGGAGCACGGUCACUCGCACUCGGAGCACCACGGCCAUGCCCACUCGGACCACGGGCACGGGCACAGUCACGGCCAUGGCCACUCGCAUGGGCAGAGUGGCGGCGGCGGCGGUGGUAUUGGUGGUGGCCUCAACGCCAAUAUGAGAGGCGUAUUCCUGCACGUCCUCGCCGACACACUGGGCAGCGUGGGCGUCAUCGUCUCGUCGCUGCUCAUCAGGCAGUUCGGGUGGCUGGCCGCUGACCCCAUCUGCUCGCUGUUCAUCUCGGUGCUCAUCUUCCUGAGCGUGGUGCCACUGCUGCGAGACUCGUGCCGUGUGCUCGUCCUCCGUUGCCCCCCAGAGUGCGAACGCGAGCUCGCCAACGGCCUCAACAAGGUGCUGAACGUGGACGGCGUGCUCUCCUACCGUAACCCCUACUUCUGGAGGCACUCGGCUGCAGUUGUGGCGGGCACAUUACACGUGCAGGUGCAGGUGGGAGUCGUGGAGCAGCGGGUCGUGCAGCAGGUGACGGCCGUCUUCAAGGAGUGCGGGGUGUCGAACAUGACGGUGCAGGUGGAGAAGGAGGAGUACUUCCAGCACAUGUCCGGCCUGGGCGCCGGCUACCGCGAAGUCAUCGCGCUCACGCAGCAGAUGGAUGCCCUGGGCACACUCAAGGACGGAACCACCAUCAUGUGACAUGUGAUGAAAGUUCUUGGGAAGGAGGGGGGGGAUGUCUCUCGUUGCAGGAUGCAGCGACAACGUCGAAGUGGCUUUCCCGGCUCAAACGAACGUUGGUUUGUGGGGAGCGCGGGCAUUUUGGGGGGCGCUCUUAUCUCCAUUGGCAGCACUUGAGCUAACGUUAUAAAUUCCACAUUCCUAUGGUGGGAGUCAAGUUUAUCCACAGGGCAAAUGCUGUUCAUUUAUCGCGUCACAGUGAUUAGGCAUGUAACGAUUUGCCUGCCUUGCAAUUUUAUGAAGAUCACAAUUUAAUUCAGGAUCUUUUUUUUUUACAUCAUGGUGAUUGUAGCACCUCUAGUGGCUGCAGAAAUCACGUGAACCAGUUGCAAGUUGACAAUAACUUGUUCUCACGCACAGGAUUUAAUGCAUGUUCUGUGAGUGCAAGAAACUAUGUUUGACGAAUCGUUACAUGCCUAGAGGUGAUAUUUAUUUUAUCGUCCCAGUGGUGACGGUGAACCCAGUGUGUGACCCCUGACUGCCAUUUGAAUUCACGACCUUCCCCAAUUGCGAACUCGAGUGUUAACCAAACAAGCCAAGGGCAAUGCCAAGAAAGCUGCAGCUCACUCAACAGUUCCGCUCAAAUUUCUUCAAGCGCAACUAAAGGGUUUCUACGAUUAACCGCGCAGUAAUGCCAUGGCGCCUUCACCGAGAAGUCCACAAUGGUCCACGGGAACGCUAAGAAUUGUUUUUACCCCCAAACCUUGCUAAGCGUUGCUGUUACACAAGAGUCUGUGUUUGUCCUCGCCUGCAUAUGGGUAUCGCCCCUAACCAAUGUGCGUGUAUUUUAAUGUGCAAAAUAGACCAUCCUACUCUUAUCUAAUGUUUGGUUAUCAAAAUGCUGAACCGUCUGGUGUAAAUAAAAUGUUGGAUCACUUCACCGGC
Lethenteron reissneri (Far Eastern brook lamprey) is the source of this 4087-nucleotide messenger RNA. RefSeq names its product solute carrier family 30 member 5 (gene SLC30A5). NCBI's taxonomy places the organism in Eukaryota, Metazoa, Chordata, Hyperoartia, Petromyzontiformes, Petromyzontidae. Gene Ontology annotation, cellular component: cytoplasmic vesicle; Golgi apparatus; membrane. Gene Ontology annotation, biological process: intracellular zinc ion homeostasis; zinc ion import into Golgi lumen. The record is from RefSeq and is a predicted model, not a curated record. Gene Ontology annotation, molecular function: zinc ion transmembrane transporter activity.